AUAAUGUCUCAAAAAAAGCUCUAUCUCAGUGCUCUGUCUAGAGAAGGAUAAAGGUAAAGCAUUCAAUAGGUAUCAUCAAACUUUGGCUCUCCAAUGAAGGGAAAGAAAAUUACAUAUGGAGGAGAAAAUUACAUGCCUGAGCCAUCUGUUUGCAACCGUCUUUCUCUCACAAUUAUCGGCUUCCAUGGUGCUUCCGGUAAUAACUGAUGUCACCAUGUUAGCACUUUGCCCUGGUCAAGAUCACUGCUCAAUCGCCAUCUACCUCUCUGGUUUCCAGCAAGCCAUGACAGGAAUUGGAUCAGUUGUGAUAACACCAAUAAUUGGCAAUCUGUCUGAUCAAUACGGAAGGAAAGCUAUGCUCACAAUUCCCUUGACCGUCUCCAUUUUUCCUUUAGCCAUAUUGGCAUACAGCAGCGAAACCAAUUUCUUCUACUCCUACUAUGUGCUCAGAAUUUUAACAGCUAUGGUCUCUGGAAGCAGCAUCUACUGCCUUGCUCUUGCUUAUGUGGCAGACAACAUUUCAGAAAGACAAAGAGCGUCGGCAUUUGGAAUUCUAUCUGGCAUAGCUUUAGCUUCUUCUGUUGCAGGAAUCUUAGCUGCUCGUUUGCUCUCUACUUCUUUGACAUUUAAGGUUGCAGCAUUUGUAUCAAUGGUUGCUGCUGUGUACAUGAGAAUUUUCCUGAAGGAUAGAGUAUCAGAUAAUGGAAAUUUAAGUGAGCCAAUCUUGAAGAGCAGUGGACCAGAAGAGAAUAUUCAUCAAAAUGAUGCAGACACCAAUAAUUUAUCUACAAGGGUUUCUCCAGUAUCGUCAUCCAACAAGAUUCUAACUGUUGGAGAUCUUAUUUGCUUGUUGAAGAGGAGUGAAACAUUUUCACAGGUAUCAGUUGUUUCAUUCUUUGACAGUCUUGCGGAGGCAGGAUUCCUAGCUUCUUUAAUGUACUAUUUGAAGGCCCGUUUUCACUUCAGCAAAAACCAGUAUGCUGAUCUAUUGCUUCUUAUUGGAGCUGCUGGAAUGGUAUCACAGCUGAUUUUCAUGCCUUUGUUGGCACCAAUUAUAUCAGAAGAAAAGAUACUUUCAAUAGGGCUUUUUAUGGGCUUCAUCAAUAUGUUGCUCUACAGUAUAGCAUGGUCAAAUUGGGUUCCCUAUGCUUCAACUGCAUUAACUGUUUUUACAGUUUUGGUGCAGCCAUCAUUACGCAGCAUCACAUCAAAACAAGUUGGCCCUGAUGAGCAGGGGAAGGCUCAGGGAUGCAUUUCAAGCAUUUGUUCCUUUGCCAGCAUCAUUUCUCCCUUAAUUUUUAGUCCUUUGACAGCUUUAUUCUUGUCUGAAGAAGCACCUUUUAAAUUCCCUGGCUUCAGUAUUUCAUGCAUUGGAUUUGCACUGUUGAUUGGGUUCAUUCCAAGUAUUAUGAUAAAGGCUCCUAUUCCAAUUCCUUGUCAAAAAAACAACAGUAACAGCAUGGAAGCCUAGUUCGUUCAUGAUGUCUUCAAAAAGUUUUCCAAGUUAUAUGUCGCUAUCAAAAUUGCUUAACCGUGAGGGCGAGGAUAAUGUAGAUGAACUUCCAAAGGUUCACCCUAGGAAAAAAGCUUGCCAAUAGAAUGUCUGAGUCUCUAGUCUUGCCUCCAUUAUAAAUGAAGAAGACUUAUUAUAUAUUUAGUACAAGUACAUCAUCCUGACUCAUGACUGUAUAUAGUUUGGUUCAUACCUCCACUAUACAGAAUAAAUAAGAAUCUCGGACCUAACAUUUUAAUAC
Messenger RNA from Jatropha curcas, 1754 nucleotides. RefSeq lists its product as uncharacterized. Gene Ontology annotation, biological process: transmembrane transport. Gene Ontology annotation, molecular function: transmembrane transporter activity. The record is from RefSeq and is a predicted model, not a curated record. Lineage: Eukaryota; Viridiplantae; Streptophyta; Magnoliopsida; Malpighiales; Euphorbiaceae.